AUGAGUGCCGGGCAAUUAAAACUGUCAAAUUUCAUUGUGCUUCUUAAUGGACAAAUCGAUAGCGCCGAGUUUCUCUCGUUCGACAGUUUUUACUGUAAAUACUCAUAUGUAUAUGGUAUUGAUUGGAAGCAAAUUGGUGGUGUUCAUGAAGGACUUAGUGCACGAUGUGAACGUGAACGUUCCAAAAAUACUGAAAUAACUGUUGGCAUGCCGAUUGAAGCUACUUUUAUCUCAACAAAUCCGUUUGGUUGGCCACAAAUUGUACUAACUUGUUAUGGGCCAGAUUUCUUUGGCAAUGAUGUUAUUUGUGGUUAUGGAGCUGUGCAUAUUCCAACUGUUCCGGGAAGAACGGUUAGAAAGAUAGCAUUGUUUGUACCGGAGGCUUCCACAUCAUUACAACGUUUUAUUGGAUGGCUCACUGGGAAAAGAGCUGAAUUUGUAGAUUCGAGGAUUGCUGCAGCAGCAGAUGGCCGACAAGUUACAAAAGUUAGGAGUCAAGGGAUCAUCACCAUAACCAUGGAUAUUGUACUUAAAGAUAUGAAGAAAUACGGAUACGACGUGAUACCAUCAUCGUUAUACAGGAUUUCAGAGUGUCCCCUACCUGACUACACAAAAACAUUUAAUGAACAGGUCCAAGUUCAGCAAGAGGAAAGACUAACAGAUACAGUCACCAAACUUGAGGGAAAAAUCACUGAGGAUGAAGUUAAACCAGGACCAUCAAACAUCCCAGUAACACUACAUGCUAUGCCGUCUCGACCAGUUCCUAUACCAAGACAGUCGACAGAAAAAACCAUGGAUACCGUCCAGGAAAUCAGAAAGGAAACAACAGCCUAG
Acanthocheilonema viteae is the source of this 834-nucleotide messenger RNA. The record is from the annotation of a GenBank genome assembly. NCBI's taxonomy places the organism in Eukaryota, Metazoa, Nematoda, Chromadorea, Rhabditida, Onchocercidae.